AUGGCGGAUCAAGACGAGAUCCGUGGGAAUUCGGUUUAUCAGGUUGAACAGCCUGUUACCGAAACAUCCUCACCAAUUGAGAAGCCUGUUGAUGCGAAGGAACAGAAGAAGACGGGUUUGAUGGCUAAAAUUGGAAGAAUGGUGAACCAAGAUAUCCGGGAGGAAAUGCCCGCAUACAAAGAUAUCGAAGUCCACACCUGGGACGGCCCCGACGAUCCCGAUAACCCGUUCAACUGGAGCCUUAAAUAUAAAUGGCUGCUAACACUCACCGUAUGCUUCAUCUCCAUCUUGACCGGUCUCCCCGCAGGAACCUACGGCUCCGGCAAUGACUGGAUGGAGAAAGAAUUCCACGUCCAGAACGACCCUUUCCCAAACCUAUACUGGGCCACCACAUCCUGGAAUAUGGGUGCUGCGUUCUGGCCACUGAUAUUUGUUCCUCUGACAGAAGCCUCCGGCCGCAUGCCAGGAUACUUCGUCGCAUAUGUGAUCCUUGUCAUAUCUCUCUUCCCGUCCGCGUUCGCAAAGAACUUCGCGACCCUAGUCGUGACAAGGUUCUUCGGCGGCGGUGCUUCUUCCGUUUCGAUUAACAUCGUUGGCGGAAGUAUCUCCGAUGUAUGGUUCGGCGAUCAUGCUCGCAGUCUACCAAUGUCUAUCUUCGGAUUCACCAGUGUUGUGGGUAUUGCACUUGGCCCAUUCAUCGGGUCUGCUAUUGUACAAAUUCAGAGAUCCCAGCCGUGGCGUUGGAUUUUCUAUGUGCAAAUAAUCUACAAUGCAGCCUUAAUCCCGGUCUUCUGGCUAAUCCUCCGCGAAACCCGACCCGACGUGAUUCUCAAAAAGCGCGCACGCAAGAUCCGCAAAGAAACCAACCGCCCCGUCUACGCGGCCUCCGAAAUCGACGCCCCAAGCAAACUCCGCCUCCUCAAAAUCUCCUUCCAACGCCCAACAAACAUGCUCCUCACCGAACCAGUCGUAAUCUUCUUCACAUUAUGGAUCAGUUUCGCCUGGGGAAUCCUCUACCUCUUCUUCUCCAGCGUCGUUCAAACCUACUCAACAAACUACGGCUGGGGCACGCUCUCAACAGGCCUAGUACAACUCGCCAUCUCCGUAGGCGCGAUCAUUGGAACAGCCAUCAACCCACUGCAAGACUGGUUCUAUCUCCGCUCUGAGCGACGGAACACUGAGAAACCUGGAAAACCCAUCCCCGAGGCGAGAUUGUACACCUCCAUCCCGGGUAGUUUGCUCUUUGCGGGUGGAUUGUUCUGGUAUGGCUGGGCUAGUCAACCUGAUAUUCACUGGAUCGUGCCUACUAUUGGUAUCACGGCAGCGGGUAUUGGGAUUUAUUCGAUUUAUAUGGCUGUUGUUAAUUAUCUGACUGAUGCUUAUGAGAGGUAUGCGGCGUCUGCUUUGUCGGCUGCUUCGCUUGGAAGGAAUGCUUUUGGUGCAUUUUUGCCGCUUGCUUCGCCGCAGUUGUUUAGUAAUCUUGGAUUUGGGUGGGCUGGAACCUUGCUUGGGUUUAUUGGGGUUGCGUUGUCUAUUGUUCCUGUUGUUUUGGUUUGGAAGGGAAAGCAGAUUCGGGCUAGGAGUACGUUUAUGAGAGAGGCUAUGUGGGAGCCUGAGGAGAAGGUUGAGGUUGAUCGGACUGGGAAGGGGGAUAUGGGGCAUACAGAGGGAAUUGCGUGA
This is a messenger RNA of Penicillium griseofulvum, 1680 nucleotides long. RefSeq names its product Major facilitator superfamily domain, general substrate transporter. The record is from RefSeq and is a predicted model, not a curated record. The transcript is spliced from 4 exons. NCBI's taxonomy places the organism in Eukaryota, Fungi, Ascomycota, Eurotiomycetes, Eurotiales, Aspergillaceae. Bases 1 to 1680 code for a protein of 559 amino acids. Gene Ontology annotation, biological process: transmembrane transport. Gene Ontology annotation, molecular function: transmembrane transporter activity.